CUUACUUCCGGUCAGUGUUCUUGCUGAAAUUUCAAGUGAUAAUUCCUUAAAUAUACAGCAAUGAACAGUGAACCGUCUUUAGAGACGGUUUAUCAAGCGCUUCAAGCACUUUAUCAAAAUCCAGACGUAAAUGGAAAGGAAAGAGCAUCAGUAUGGCUCGGAGAAUUGCAACGCUCGAUGUAUGCAUGGCAUGUAUCUGACCAGUUGUUAAGAGAACAUCAAGGACUGGAAUCCUGUUAUUUUGCUGCACAGACAAUGAGAACAAAGAUACAGUAUGCGUUCCAUGAGUUACCUGUAAAUUCUCACCAGUCAUUAAGAGAUUCGUUGCUGGAUCACGGUGGGAAAUUGAAUGCAGAAUCCCCCCCAGCCAUUGUUACACAGCUAAGCUUAGCUUUGGCAGACCUUGCAUUACAGAUGGCAUCCUGGAAGGACCCCAUCAUGGAUCUUGUUCAGAGAUAUGGAAGCAAUCCACAGAAUUUACCUUUCUUGUUAGAGGUGCUGACAGUAUUACCAGAAGAAGUGAAUAGUAGAUCAUUGAGAUUAGGUGCUAAUAGAAGAACUGAAGUAACAGAGGAAUUUAGAAAAUCCUCACCAGUAAUUCUACAGUUAUUGGAUGCAUGUGGUGAAAGCUGUGUGGGUGAUACAAAGGGACAGAUGAAGAUAUUUAGGUGUCUAGGAAGUUGGUUUAGUUUAGGUGCACUCUCAGAAGAACUGAUUAUUGGAAGUAAACUAGUCACAGCUCCAUUUCAGGCAUUGGUCAUACCAGAAUGUCCUGCCAUGUUACAUGAAGCAGCAACAGAUUGUAUAUGUUCAGCUUUAUACAGUGUAGAGGAUUUAAAGUCACAUCUACGUUUAGCUGAAGCCUUAUACAAUGGCGUAAAGACUUUACCAGAUGCCUACCAUAUGUCUGUAGCACUGGAUGAUACAGAUAAAUCAAUAAAUUAUUGCAGAAUUUUUACAGAACUUGCAGAGUCAUUUUUAGAACAAAUAGUUAACACACCUAAUCAGGGAUUCACUGGAGAUUUAGGAAUUUUAGAUUUAUUACUUACAUGUGUUGGUCAUCAUUUAUAUGAGGUGGCAGAAAUAACAUUUAAUGUAUGGUACAGAUUAUCUGAAGAAUUGUAUCAAAGACAUGAAGAUCCUGCUAUAGAAACAUUUAAACCUUACAUUCAAAGGCUUAUAGUUGCAAUGUGUCGGCACUGUCAGAUGGAUCAAGAUCAUGAUGGUAUUCCAGGUGAAUCUGAUGAUUUUGGAGAAUUUAGAGUUAGGGUAUCAGAAUUAAUUAAAGAUGUCAUAUUUAUUGUUGGUUCAUCAAAUUGUUUUGCACAGAUGUAUGAAAACUUAAAGCAACAAACAGAGAGCACUUCUUGGGAUGUUACAGAGGCCACAUUGUUCAUUAUGACAGCUGUGGCAAAAAAUAUCUUACCGGAAGAAAAUGAAAUAGUACCAGAAGUAGUGAAGGCUAUUUUAUCAAUACCACCAACUGCACAUAUAGCUGUUAGAUACACAAGUAUACAAUUGUUUGGAGAACUUUGUGAAUGGAUAGAAAAACAUCCAGACUAUUUAGAUCCAAUACUACAGUUUUUAUUAGCUGGUUUACAACAGCCAAAGUUAGCUUCAGCUGCUGCUACAUCAGUACAGAGUAUAUCAACCACUUGUAAAGGAAAAAUGAGGGAUCACUUCCAAGGACUUAUAAAUAUAGCACAGGCUAUUGACACACUACAUCUUUCUAAUGAAGCUGUUAUAGGUUUUCUAAAAGGUACUUCAGUGAUAUUAACACAGUUACCAUCGGAGAAAAUAGGAGAGGCUUUAACACAAUUAUGUUCAUUUCAAAUUACGCCUUUGAAUUCACUUUUGACAAAAGCAGAGGAUCAGAAAUUACCAAACCACAUCCCUCAUGGUAGUAAAGAAGAUCCUACAGUAUGGUUAGACAGAUUAUCUGCUAUAUUUAGGCACACCACACCAGUAAUAACCAAUGGUCAGGUCCAUCCAUGUCAGACUGCUGUUCAACAGAUAUGGCCAGUAUUAUCAGAAACCUGUUCUAAGUUCCAGUCAGACAUACGAAUUGUAGAAAGAACUUGUCGCUGUAUCAGAUUUGUAAUACGAUGUUUAGGAAAAAGUUCUGCAUCAUUACUCACACCACUAGUCACACAGAUGAUUUCAUUAUACCAAGUCCAUCAACAUUCAUGUUUCCUGUACCUAGGUAGUAUAUUGGUAGAUGAAUAUGGUCAAGAGCAGUCAUGUCAACCUGGUCUUUUGAAUAUGUUACAGGCUUUCUGUGUCCCAACAUUUAAAAUAUUAGAAGAACACAAUGGUUUACGGAAUCACCCAGAUACUGUAGAUGAUUUAUUUAGAUUAUGUUUAAGAUUUGUGCAGAGGGCUCCAGUCCCUUAUCUCCAGUGUCAGAUGGCCAAACCUAUCCUAUGUUGUGCUAUAGCAGCUUGCCCAUUAGAUCAUAGAGAUGCAAAUGCUUCAGUGAUGAAAUAUCUGACAGAUUUCUUAGCAUGUGCUACAAAGAAAGAGGAGAAACCAGACUUUGAAGUACGGAAGAACUUGGUGAAAGGACUAUUACAAGAACAUGGGUCACAGUUAGUUCAUGCCUUAAUCAAUGCUUGUCUGUUUUGUUUACCUACAUUUAUGUCAGCUGAUAUUGGAGAAGUUUUAUAUGAACUAAUGAUAGUAGAUAGACCGACAUUUUGUCGAUGGUUAGAAACAACUUUGAAGUCUUUACCUACAGAAAGUUCAGGAGGUGUGGUGACAGCCACACAUAAACAGCUCACAGACUUCCAUAAAGCUGUCACUAGUGCUGAGAACUAUAAACAAGUUUCAACAGCUUUAAGAGAAUUUUCAAGACUUUACAGAUGAUAGCUGUUUUACCUCAUAACAACUCUUACAUGUGCAAUCAAAUGAAGGCUUCUUUGUGACAGAACAUUUUCUUAGCCUUACCAUCUAAUUUUCUACUUGAUGUAGUGUUGGGAUCUUGCUCAACAGUAGUGGAUGCUGUAGUGGUCCAGAAUUCUAACAGGAUUUUAAUAACAUUCAAUUAGUUUGCGGUUGAAAGGUAGAAAAUCUAAAUUAUGUGAGUCAGUUGGAGUGGCUUCUGUUAGAACAGUUCGGGAAAAAUAUUGACUCUAAUUAGAUAGGAAGUAGCUUGAUUGUAAACAUUAUUUUGAGAGAGUAUUGACUUGUAAAACUGUGUAAGUGCUUCCAAUUCUGUUUGUGCAUCUACAAGUGGCUUACCUCUUGGUGUUGCAUGGUGCAGUCCAUAUUUGAAGUUUUGUAUGAAUCUCAUUGUGAUGACAGAACUAGAUGAACUGGUUGUAAAAUGAUAGUUAGUGAUAUACUAUGUAUCAAAAUAUUAUAAGAUCAUGAAUAGUUAAUUGGACAUCAGUUAUCUGUUUUUAAUCAUACUUGUAUAGUGCUGUUUAAUUCUAAGAGAUAUUACAAGUUAUUUAGCCUUUCUUUAAUUUUUAUUUGAAAAUAAGAUGAAAUUCACGUUAUUUUCAACUUUGAUUAAAUGUUGAAGCUACAUUGUAGCUUAUUUUCAAAAAAAAACUUUGCCUUGGAUAAGGUUAUGAAUUUCACAAUUGAUAUGGUUAUGACAUUGUUUAUUAAUGCAUAUUUAAAAGUUAUACCACUACAUAUUUGCAUACUCUUUUAUUACUCAACUGAUUGAUUUAAAGGGGAAGGAUUGAGUAUCCAAAAACAAGUUAACUAGUGAAAAGUUCAGGGGCCCAAAAAUUGCCUUUUUGAUGGAUUGCUGCUUUCUUGGGAAAGUCUUGGAUAAUUGUUUUGUUAAAUUCGAUUUGUUUACACUGAUGCUAAGAAGUUGUUAUUUUGUGAAUACUAAGGUUAAUUGAAAGUUCAUAUAUUUGAUAAUACUAUGAACGUGGUAAGAAGAGGUCUAAUUUUUUAUUUCAUUUAAGAUAAUUUUUUAUUAUCCUUUGCUUUUGAAUGUUAUUUAUAUGGAAAAGGUAAUCUUAAAAAAUUCUCAAUAGCAUAAAUGGUAUGGAGAGAUGUUUUCUUUUUUGCUAUUUCAUGAUGUUGCUGAAGCUUAUAUUGCUUGUACAUAUGUGCUUUAAGCAAUAUUUAUCUUUCUUAAAAUUGUUCAAUAGGUUAUAUUGCGUGUACAUAAGAGCUUGAAGCAAUAUUUAUCUUUCUUAAAAUUGAUCAAUAGGUUAUAUUGGGUGUACAUAAGAGCUUGAAGCAAUAUUUAUCUUUCUUCAAAUUAUUCAAUAGGAUUUAACAACAUAUCUUCAUCUCAUGUGUCAUGUGUGUAAAGCACCUAUUUAUUAACAUUGUAUACCAACAUUUUGAAAUAUUAAUGAAUAUUCAACGUCUAGUUGAAAGAAAAUAUUAAUGAAUAUUCAACAUCUAAUUGACAGAAAAUAUUAAUGAAUAUUCAACAUCUAAUUGACAGUAUGUCAUAUAAUGCAGUAGAAUUGCACAGAAUCACAGUUCCUGUUUAUUGUUAUUGUCAUUAUGCAUAGUUUUGAAAAGGAUAAACCAUGUUUUACAGAAUCAGUGUAAUAAUUUCAAAACCAGAGGUUGAGAUAGCUAUCAGUAUGUACUGUUGAUAUCUAUUGUGUUAUAGAAAAUAGGACAUUGCAGAUUUUUAUUAAAUUAAUUUUAUUGCAUGCAGAAAUUUUAAUCAACAGUUACUUAUUAAGCUGUCAUAAUUUUUAAGGAUGAUUGAUUUAAAACCUUUCCAAAUUUGUUUGGAUUUUUUGUAAGAUUAAGGACUGGAAUGGAAACACAAUAAAAUCAUGUUAUAAUAUCAAUUAAACACAAUACAAUUAUGUGAGCAUAACUUAGAAUCAAAAUAAAAUUAUAUGAUCAUAUUGAUGAAACUUUUUAUAAAAUCAUGAUUGUAAUGAUGAAACACAGUAAAUCUUGAUCAUAUUGACGAAACACAAUAAAAUCAUCUUAACAAUUAGACCAAACACAUUAAAGUGAGUGGUCAUAUUGACAAAUAUCGUGAUUAUAAUGAUGAAACACAAUGAACUCAUAAUAAUUUUGACGAAACGUAUUAAUAUUAUGCGAUCAUAUUGACAAAUCAAAAUAAAAUUAUAUGAUCAUAUUGAUGAAACUUAUUAUAAAAUCGUGAUUAUAUUGAUGAAAUUCAAUAAAAUCUUGAUCAUAUUGACGAAACACAAUAAAAUUGUAAACAUUAACGAAACACAAUAUAAUCAUGAGCAAUUUGACCAAACAUAUUAAAAUAAUGUGUUUAUAUAUUUACAAAUCAAAAUAAAAUAGUGAUUAUAAUGAUAUAAUUGACGAAACACAUUAAAGUCAUGUGAUCAUAUUGACGAAACACAAUAAAAUCAUGUGAUAAUAUUGAUAAAACACAAUAAAAUUAUUUAAUCAUAUUGUCACAAUAACACUAUUUGAUUUUGAUUAUAUUGAUAAGUUAUACUAAGUAUAUAUUAUAGAGUUGACAUAGUAAUUACUUUUCACAUGUUUCAGAAAAGGUUGUUGAUAUGCAGACAAAUUAAAAUAUGGGAGAUAACUCUUGAGGUAUUAGGAUUAGAGUUGAGAAUUUAUAUUUGUUUUAAAAAAAUUCAAAAAAUCCCAUAUUUUGUAAUUUAAUGUCUCAGCUUUCAGAUAUCUUACAAACAAAAAAUUACUUGAAAUCAAGGUUACAGUAAUGAAUGAAAGAUUGUUUUUUUUUGUUAAAAUGUGUUUUUUCAUUAAAAAAAAAUGGUAACCUUGAAAUAAAUAAUAAUCCAAAAAUAAUAUUAAAGUGAGUCUGGAUACCCAAUAGAAAUUUUGUUUAUCUUGACUUGCUUGGGAUGAAAAAUAGUGAUCCAUACUUCACAUUGUUUGAAAAUUUUGCUUAUAGUUGACCUCUGUCUUAAGACUUAUGAUUAGUUUGAUAAUACAGAACUUUUCAUGACACCACUUGGUCAUAAGUUCACAUCAGAAUUUAAAUGAUUUUUAUAAAAUGAAAGAGUAAAGUUAAAAACAUAUUCUAAAUUUCAGUUUAAUAUAGUCCAAUCUAAUUAAAAUUAAAUCUUUUAAUGACUCCCCUUCUGAUAUUUUGUGCAUCAAGAACAGGAGCAAUUUAAGGAUUUCAGUCCUAAUUAAGAUCGAUGAUACCAUUUUUCCCCCUGAUUAUCUGUUUUAGUUUUUUAUAGAAUAUUUAUACAUUUUGUUAUAAAUAGAAAUCUGAAAGAAAGAAAAUUACCUCAUAAAAACACUAAGUAUUAAGUUAUAAGAAAACACUUUACAUUUCUAAAUUAAUUUGUCUUUGUCCUUUGAUUAGAAUGUACUUUAGAAUGAACCUAAUUUCUAGAAAAUGUUUUACACAAGAUCAAAGGUAGACUUAAUGACAAUUGUACUAUUGGUGCUUGUAUUUUAAAUGUUGCUAUAUACUGUAUGACUAUGUACAAUAUAAAAUUGGUCAAUGAAAGCGAUAUGUGUAACCAAACGUGUUCAUUUAUUUAAUUGUUAUUUUCAUUGCUAUUAACUGCUUUGUUGUUAGAAAUACACCAGUUUUAGAAAUACACCAGUUUUUUUCUAUUCACAUGUUUAUGGUAACAUUUAUGUUGCAUGUUAGAAUUAUUUAAUUUUAGUCAUUAGAUGACAUCCUAUGUUGUAGCAUGAAUGUGUUUGUAUCCAUUAAAUGAUGUGUAUUUAGUUUAUAACAAAGGUGUUCGUUUGUAUUUUUCAUGGUUCUUUAUGAAUUUGAUAUUUAUAUUUAAUUGGUUAAAGCAGAACAAAUAAAGAUUUUAUAAACCAGAUACAACAUUGCAAGUUAAAAGAUUAUUAAAAAAACCCAAUCGUAUCAAUGAGGAGAUUGAACCAAUAAGUAGAUAUACCUCCAAAAUUAUUUUGUGUAUGAAUUAAUUAUUGAAAAUGACCUGAGAUGAAAUUUCAAUCAACAUAUAUUAAAUACAGUAGAUUAUUUUUUUUAGCAUGUCAAGUAUUUAAGGCUGAUCAUAGGGUUGUCAAAAGUUUAUUGAACUUGCUAAAACUACAAUGACAUUUCAUAUUGAAGGGUUUUCCAAUUUUGAAAGAAAAGCAAAUCUAUAAUAAGAAAAUUAAUUUUUUUAUUUACUAAAAAAAUCAUUACAAACGACAGUGAACCAACACUUGGUAAAAAUCAUUGAUCUUAGGAAGCACUUCAUUGACAUUUGAUGACAGAUGAUAAAUAUUAUAUAUGGAACAACUAAACCAUUUUGCAGAACAAGUUUCAACAUCCUUUGUAUCAUUAUGAAAAUGCUAUAAUUGUUGUUGGCACGAGUAUAACUUAAUCAAUCUAUUUAAAAAAAGAUGAGAAUUCCAUAAAAUGUAUUAAAAAUUUAUAAUGCAGUUGCUGAACAAUACUUGUUUACAAACAUGAUUUAAAAUAAACACCAUGAGUAUGUUGAAAAAAAAUUUGGAAAAGUCAAAACAAUUAACUUCACUUGAAUUUCAUGGAUAAUGACUUAAAUGCAUCAAAGCAUAGGAAUCCUCAUGGUUGGAUAAAAUACUGUUUUAUUUUUAUAAUGUGUGUAGUUAUGAGUGAAUUGCACGUGUAUGUAUGCUUUGUUAAAUGCACUGAGAAUGUGCUUAAUUGUAUUAAUAUGCAAAAUUGUAAUAUAUAUUGCUUUUAUACAUGUGUAAAUAUGUACAUCACUAUUUUAUUGGAAUGUUCAGAUUUGUAAUGAACAACAAAAAAAAAAGUCUCAAAUUGGCAUUACAUGGGGGGAUUGAUAAAAAAGAAAUAAAUGGAUUUGACUCAUCA
This is a messenger RNA of Mytilus californianus (California mussel), 7729 nucleotides long. Its product is annotated as transportin-3-like. Gene Ontology annotation, cellular component: cytoplasm; nuclear membrane. Bases 61 to 2865 code for a protein of 934 amino acids. The record is from RefSeq and is a predicted model, not a curated record. Gene Ontology annotation, biological process: protein import into nucleus. The transcript has 27 exons. Lineage: Eukaryota; Metazoa; Mollusca; Bivalvia; Mytilida; Mytilidae.